AUGAAGACGCGCCAAGGCCCAGCGGCUGUGGUCCUGCUCGUGCCGCUUGUGCUUGCACUGAGUUCAGGUUUCGUGCCACUGAGCACGGGCCUUCGUAUCGCCUCCUACAAUAUUCGGAGCGGGUCGGGUAUGGAUGAUGUGUAUAACCUGAGCCGCACGGCUGAGGCCAUCCGCCUCAUGAAUGUGGAUAUUGUUGGGCUACAGGAAGUGGACAACAACACCGAUCGCCACCCCCACGAUAAUCAG
Acanthamoeba castellanii str. Neff is the source of this 246-nucleotide messenger RNA. RefSeq lists its product as uncharacterized. The record is from RefSeq and is a predicted model, not a curated record. NCBI's taxonomy places the organism in Eukaryota, Discosea, Longamoebia, Acanthamoebidae. The transcript is spliced from 2 exons. Gene Ontology annotation, molecular function: catalytic activity. The annotation marks the transcript as partial.